This is a messenger RNA of Brienomyrus brachyistius, 5219 nucleotides long. Its product is annotated as BTB/POZ domain-containing protein kctd15. The transcript has 5 exons. Gene Ontology annotation, molecular function: protein binding. Gene Ontology annotation, biological process: protein homooligomerization. Lineage: Eukaryota; Metazoa; Chordata; Actinopteri; Osteoglossiformes; Mormyridae. Bases 1925 to 2698 code for a protein of 257 amino acids. The record is from RefSeq and is a predicted model, not a curated record.
UAGCAGCAUGCAUGUCGAUAGACGUCAUUUGGUUUUAAUGGCCUACAGGAAAUUUGGCGUUACAGCGCUAGAUAUUAGCAAGGGGAAAAGGACAGGAAAACCAGCCGCAUGACAAAAACUGCUUAUAGGGAUCUACGUAUUCAACAUCAGCAUUUCUUAUAUAGAUUACUUUUAUCAACAAGUUAUACUGCGCUUUCCUCGAUCGUCGUUGAAAGUGCAAUUGACAGGAGAAGCGUGCCUCGCGUUAGUUGUUUGGGGAGCGAAAAUUUAUGCCUCGUUGAAAAUGCCUGGGGAAAUAUUACAUCAGACGAAAUGACAAUGAUUAAAAUCUGAUUUUUUUUCUCUCUCCCCCCAUCUCCAAGUCUGUUGAGCGACGUGACACUGUUUGUGAUACUCAACAGCACUGAACCGUUAUCCCGCAGCGAACCGCAACUUAAAAAACCGUUACCGGGGACUGAUUUUUUGCGGAAAAAAGAGCCGCUAAUGAUUCAGGCUGGCGCUCAGAUAAUCGCAAUUUCAGGGUAAAAAAAAGAGGAGAAACGCGGCGUUUUCAUCUCGAAAUUAGCUAGGGCGCGAGUAGGGUUGAGCUAAUUGUAGCCUAAUCCUUGCCCCAGAGGCAUUUGGAAAGCCCGGAGCAAGAACUCUUUUUUAGCUCCCCUCUGUUAUUUAGAGACGGAUUAUUGGCUUUCUUCUUCUCAUAACAGAGCCGGCAGUUUCAUUUUAGGAAAAAGAAGGACAAGACGGCAAAAAGGAUCCCGCAGCCAGAGCAAGACCUUCUUCCGAUCUGAAGUAUACCGAAAUAAAACGGGGACGGAGAGCUUUCUCCUAUGUACAAGGGAGCCAGUACAGCACAGAAGGCCAUCAGGCUUGGAAGCGUUGAAACCAGAAGAGGAAGUUGAAUGGACUCGAUCAUCACUACAAAGAAGAUGACUUUGGGAGGCUGAAGACCCGGACAGAAGAUUAAGUCCUGGAAGAAUAGUCACCAAAAGAUGAUAUAGACAUGAACGUUUUUUUUUUUUUUUUAUAAAUCUAGUCCAGUGUAAGAUACUCAUAGCAACAGACCAGACUCUGCAGCUUAGAAUAACAAUAUAUACAUAUAAUAAUAAUAAAACAAUCUUUGGUGCACAUUUCCCUGUCAUGUUAUUUAGUCAUUAUGUAAGAAGGAAAAAAACUUAAGUACUACUUCUUAUUUAUUUACUCAGCACAAGUUUUUGCUUUCAGCAUUUUUAUGACAUUAAUUAAAAUUUUUACACUUUUACCCUGCUGUACAAUGGGAUAUAUUUCAGUGAAGCAAUUUAACAGUACAGUGGUUAGCUUAGGGGUACAACAUCUUGGGAUUUAAGCGUGAUAUUUUGGUGUCAGUGUUGUAUCACUCUAGCUAAACAAGGUCAAAGGUCAUCCAUUUGUUAUUAAAUAUGCCACAUGGUUUUCUGUCAUGUUCAUAAAAUGGUUCACAACAUGCUGUUAUUGGUUGUUGGGGAGCCAGAUUGAUUGGCAAUAUAUUGCUGGUUCCAAUUGCAGGAGAAGCGAAUCUGUUGCACCCCAGAGAUCGGCUGUUUUACUAAGGAGAACAUCCAUGGAGAAAAAAUACUUAAUUCAGUCUUGUGUGAUUUCAGGUGGUGUUUGAUCAAAUCUGGGUGAUAUCACUGAAGCACUGAACUGUGAGCUGUUGAUGUUGCAGUAUUAUAUUGGAGCUUUAUGUUUGCAUCCACACUUGCCUCAAAAAGAGUCCCAUUGAAUCCUUUUGAAGCUAUUUGCUUGUUCCCUUUACCUUAUUUAUUUAUGCAUUUUAGGUAAAUGUCUUGAGUUAAAUAGGCAGACAGGCAGGUGGAUAUUGGUUGAUGAUACCCCUGAUCGCAGUGACAGCAGUGUCCUUCUCCUCCCCGGGGGCUGUCCCCCUCUCGUUUUGCAGGAAGGAAGAAGCAUGUCGCGCCUGUCUCUGACCCGAUCCCCAGUGUCACCUCUGGCUGCGCAGGGAAUCCCUCUCCCAGCCCAGCUGACCAAGGCAAAUGCGCCGGUUCACAUUGACGUGGGAGGACACAUGUACACCAGCAGUUUGGCCACCCUCACCAAAUACCCCGACUCCAGAAUAAGCCGCUUGUUUAACGGGACGGAGCCCAUCGUGCUGGACAGUCUGAAACAGCACUACUUCAUCGACCGGGACGGCGAGAUAUUUCGCUACAUCCUCAGCUUCCUGAGAACCUGCCGACUGCUCCUUCCGGACGACUUCAAGGACUUCCAGCUGCUGUAUGAGGAGGCGCGCUACUACCAGCUGACGCCCAUGAUCAAAGAGCUGGAUCGCUGGAAGCAGGAGCGUGAGCAGCGGCGGCUGGCCCCACCCUGCGACUGCCUGGUGGUGCGCGUCACGCCCGACCUGGGCGAGCGCAUCGCUCUCAGCGGCGAGAAGGUGCUCAUUGAGGAGAUCUUCCCCGAGACGGGAGAUGUCAUGUGCAACUCGGUCAACGCCGGCUGGAACCAGGACCCCACACACGUCAUCCGCUUUCCGCUCAAUGGAUACUGCAGGCUCAACUCUGUGCAGGUCUUGGAGAGACUGUUCCAGAAGGGCUUCAGCGUGGCAGCGUCGUGUGGUGGCGGUGUGGACUCCUCCCAGUUCAGCGAGUACGUGCUCUGCCGGGAGGACCGCCGCUGCCACAACAUCAACACGCCCGUCAGGAUAAAGCAGGAGCCCCUGGACUAGAGCGUGCUGGGGGGCCAACCAGGCCCGCCUCUGGGGCAAACUCUCCUUCCACAGAACAAAGCCGACCUCCACGUUCGCCACCCCCCCCACGCCCCCACCCCCCAUCUCCCUCACUGCAAAAAAAACAAAAAAAAAAACAAAAGAACAAAAACGAACCAAACUCCCAAGUAUUUGCAGACAUCAGCUUGUAAGGGCGGCUCUGCAGAAGGCGGCACUUUGAGGAAAAUCUGACCCCAGCACCAGAAAAAUGUUUCCAUUUAGCCGGGAUGACAAAAAGAAUGAGAGAGUGCGUCGGAUGAACAAACAAAGCAAGCGAAACGUCCUUUUGUCUCUCCCAUCCUGUGACGCUCUGCCAUCGUCAGGUACUCCAGCAGAGCGGGGACCCGUCUCAUGUCCCGACGCAGGAGCGUGUGGCGGUACCGCAUGUCCCGGCGCCCUGGAUCCCCGACGAGUGACUCGUCGUCGCUGUCAACAUGCCCAUGCAACAGAAACGGCCUUUGCUGCAUUUAAUCCAUCCCGUCCGUGUUCUAUUGCCUUUUAAUUUAUGAGGUUAUGUUCUGUUGUGUUCCAUAUGAAGGAUUUCUGAGAGCAGUUUUCAGAAGUCGUUUGCUUCGAGAGAGUGAGCAUGUGCCACCGUGGGCGCGCUGUGGAAACGCUGUCAUGUCCGGAGGCUACAUGGCUAAAGCACUCUGGCUGCUAAUGCAUUCAAAGCCAGGGAGGACCUCAUUGUUAGGGCCCGGCUGAAGGGUAGCUGCGCCGGUGCUGAGCUUUUGUAAUGGUGUUCCUAAGCCUUACCCCCCCCACCAAAAAAAAAUACACAACACAUGCGCAAAGGCCGCGGCGAUUCAGUGCAUGCGAUUACCCCUCUCCCGUGAUUAUCACCAGAAAGCUUCCACCGUGCGCGGCAAGGCGAACGCUAACGUCAUGAUUCUGACGACUGGGUGGAUUAUGCGAAGAUCCCCUGUAGCCUUUAGCAUAAAGCUACCGCGUCCGGGCAUCCGAUUCCCGGUGUUUGUUCCCGCCAUGUGGGAAUUGCGCCGUUAUGGCUCCGAUGCCGCCCACUCUGGCUGAGGUGCCUCUGUGAGGACAGGGUCCCCCAGGUGACUCCUCCGCUGAAAGGGGAAAGUGGUCCUAACGGAAUUUCAAAAUUUCACACCCACCUCCUUUCUCAGGUGUGCAAAGCUGAGCACUUAGAGACAAAGCAGUAAAAGCCACCAUGUUUAUUUGUGGGACUGUAACUGUUUUUUUUUCUCCCCGUGCAGAACUUACCAGCUUUCCAGGAGCAAGGAGUAGACAGUAAUAUAUACAAAUGGAUUUGUAGCUGUUAAUAUAACCCUCCUCCCAAAAUGCCAAGUGGCACAGUGUUAACACAGUAAAGAUAACAUUCUGGAGUUUUUUUUCUGCCCCAAAACUAAAUUAAUUAAAGGAGACAAAUGGCAAUUUUAUUGUCAAACUUGUAACAUGUAUAAAAAAAGACUUUUUUCCUUUGCCAAAAUGCUCAUCAAGUAGAAGCCUAAUUUGGGCACUGGCAGAUUUUCUUUUCCUCUGUAUUUUUAGUAAAAAAAAAGGAAAAAAAUGAAAAAUGUAAAAGACUUUUCAUGUGGUUGUCGUGUUUUUUGUUUUAAUGAUGAAAGAAUCGCAAAGGGUCUUUAAAGUGGGAGCGAGUGUCAUUCCAUGUCCGGCUAGCAUUACGCACGCAGGCACCGCAAAAGGGUUGCAAACAUUUUUUUUCCAUGUGCAUCGCUCUCUGGAACUUGAGACUGACCCCAUGACAACCCCCCAGCAGUGGGGGGGCGGACUGCCAGCGUUCGCUUUUCCUGGAGGAGCUGGUUCUUCAUGGCCCGAGGCCUUCUGACUUGCCUGAAAGAAGUGACCGUUGGUCCAUGACUGUCCCAUAUUUUCGUUUUUCCUUCUUGGGAAGUUCGCAAGCUCAACUUCUCUGUAUUCCAAGGUACAGUACCCCCUCCUCCUGUACUCACUGCUUGUGAAAUCCUGAACCAGUCAACCCGCUGAGAUGUUGUACAGAAGCAGUCUUACAGGUUGAAGUGCUAUGCUGGCGUUCCCUGGCACCAUUCCUGGAUUUUCCCGGUUAUUUGGAACAAGAACGUAAUCAAGGUGGUUUGUGCCAUGUAGUCUGACGACUAGUGAUUUGUAAAGUUAUUUGUAUAUUGAAAUGUUCUGAGACUUGAGUUUUAAAUGUUUGCUUUUAUCAAAUAAGGGGAAAAAAUCUCAAGAUCCUCAAAGUCCAAUGUUAAGUUUCCUGGAAAAGAAAAAAAAAAUUAUCAGGAAUUAAAAUUUGCAAGCAAUAUGUUCUGUACAUAGGGAUUUUUUUGUUCAAAAUAAAGACGCAAAAGGUAUUCAUUUCAAAAAGUAUACCUAGGUGCAGAUGUAUAUUAUUUAAACAAAAUGUUUUAAUAAUUGGACUAUAGUAUUAAAGGGAAUGUGUUAAUCUACAGUGUCUCCAUUUUUUGAUUUUAUUAGCAUACAUGCGUUAAUAAAAGGAUGUACUGUUUAAGUAUUA